This is a messenger RNA of Solanum pennellii, 1844 nucleotides long. Its product is annotated as protein NRT1/ PTR FAMILY 2.7-like. Lineage: Eukaryota; Viridiplantae; Streptophyta; Magnoliopsida; Solanales; Solanaceae. Gene Ontology annotation, molecular function: transmembrane transporter activity. The coding region runs from base 46 to 1725 and encodes 559 amino acids. Gene Ontology annotation, cellular component: plasma membrane. Gene Ontology annotation, biological process: transmembrane transport; oligopeptide transport. The transcript is spliced from 4 exons. The record is from RefSeq and is a predicted model, not a curated record.
AGACACAAAUAACAUCUCUACUUUCAAGUUGACUUGCAUCUAGCCAUGGAAAGUUCAGUAAGAGAUGUUGAUGAAGCAACAAUAAUGAAGUCUUCCACGCGUCGAAAGAACGGUGGUUGGAUAACCUUCCCCUUCAUUAUAGCAACCAUGGCGGGCUUAUCGCUUGCUUCUGGAGGGUGGACAAGCAACCUGAUUGUUUAUUUGAUAGAUGAAUUCAACAUGAAGAGCAUCAAAGCAGCUAAAGUUUACAAUGUGAUCAAUGGAUGCACCACUCUUUUCCCCAUUGUUGGUGGAAUCUUAGCUGACUCUUUCCUUGGCUGUUUUUCUGUCAUUUGGUUUUCAUCUCUUAUCUCUGCUUUGGGUAUAUUGCUUCUAUUGUUAACAUCAGCAAUUGAUGUACUAAGACCUGCAUCAUGUGAUGAUGGAUCUAGUCUCUGCACGAGCCCGUCAACACACCAAUACGCGGUAUUAUACAUGGCUCUGGCAUUAGCAUCACUAGGUAUCGCGGGUACACGUUAUACAAUAGCACCCAUGGGAGCUAAUCAAUUUGAUAAACCAAAACAUCAAGCAAUUUUCUUCGAUUGGUACAUAUUCGCGUUCUACACGUCCUUUGCCAUUAGCACCACAGUUAUUGUUUAUGUAGAGGACAAUGUUAGUUGGUCAUGGGGUUAUGGUAUCUCUAUGGCAUUCAACAUCCUUGGCUUGGCAAUGUUCCUCAUUGGGAAACGUUUUUAUCGCGAUGUUAAGGAACAAGGUGGUAGCCCUUUCGUCAACUUAGCUCGUGUUAUGGUUGUUGCCAUUCAGAAAUGGAGAGUCCCUCUUUCGGAACAAACUCAACACUACUAUCACGAUCACCUAACAACUUCUCAAAUUCCUACGAAAUCCUUCAAGUUCUUGAAUUGUGCUGCGUUUAUUACUGAGGGAGAUACUAAACCAGACGGAUCGAUUAGUAAUCCAUGGAGACUAUGCACAGUACAACAAGUAGAAGAUUUGAAAAGCUUGAUCAAGCUUUUCCCUCUAUGGGCUAGUGGUUUUCUUAUAUCGACUCAACUAGUCAUACAAACGAGCUUGUUAAUACUUCAAGCUCUCAAAAUGGAUCGCCAUAUUGGACCUCAUUUCGAGAUCCCAGCUGGUUCUAUGUCCGUCUUCAUUUUGCUAUUCACGUGUAUAGCCAUAUUCAUCAUUGACCGGUUAUUGUACCCUUUUCUAGCUAAGUACACUAGGUUUACUCUCACCCCUCUUCAACGUAUCGGAAUAGGCCAUGCUAUAACUGUUAUUAGCAUGGCUGUUUCCGCCCUGGUUGAGUCUAGACGAUUGAGGUUUGCUAGAUCACACAAACUCAAAGGCGAAAACAAUGACAUUGUUCCAAUGUCAGUGUUUUGGCUAGUGCCACAACUAGCUCUAAAUGGAAUUGGAGAAGGAUUUCAUUUUCCAGGACAUAUCGCGUUUUAUUAUCAAGAAUUUCCAACAUCUUUGAAGAGUACAUCGACUGCAAUGGUUGCAUUGUUUAUUGGUAUCGCGUACUAUUUGGGGAACGCUUUGAUUGAUCUAGUUCAACGACUAUCAAGAUGGUUACCAGACAAUAUCAACGAGGGGAAAAUGGACAAUGUCUUCUGGCUUUGUUGCAUCCUGGGAUCAGCUAACUUCAUAUAUUACGUCGUGUGUGCUUCCUUCUACAAGUAUAAAAAUAUCGAUAACAAAUCAAAUAUCGUGCCUAGUAAAUGAUACUCAUUGUUUAUAUCUCAAAGAAACAUGUAUAUUCACCAUGAUAUAAGUAUUAUGGUUUCUUUAGUUAUAUACAAGUGUUGAUAAGCUCUUUGAAGAAUAGUACGUUCUUCAUCUAA